UUUUGUUUAUCCUUAUCAACGCGAUGUAUGCCCUCGGAAUGUAUAUAAAGUGAUCGAUACAGUUUCUGUGAAUCACAGUAUUGUGAAUCUUCUUAGCAAUAUGUUCACUCUGAGUGCUUCAUUUGUGCUCUGUCUUGCAGUCGCCGCAUUUGGCUUCCCUGAAGGCCAAAUUGUCGGUGGCAAAGACGCACCAGUUGGCAAGUUUCCCCACCAAGUGUCUCUGAGACAGAGCGGAAGCCACUUUUGUGGUGGCUCCAUCAUCGACUCACGUCACAUUCUCACCGCAGCUCACUGUGUCCAAGGACUAAACAACUUGAAAAGUAUUACCGUCCACGCUGGAACGAAUCAACUGAACACAAAUGGACAGUCUUACGGAGUGGAAAAGGCCGUUGCGCAUAAGGGUUUCAGCUCGAACACUCUUCUUAACGAUAUAGCUAUAAUUCGCGUGAACCAAAAUAUCGCGUUCAACAACUUGGUGAAAUCAAUCAAAUUGGCAACCGGUAGCAACACUUAUGAAGGAUCAAACUGCAUUUUGUCCGGCUGGGGAACUACCAAACUCGGAGGAAGACCACCAAACAACUUGCAAUACAUCAACUUGCUCGUCGAGAGCCAAUCAAAAUGCAAGCAAGCCCACUGGAGAGUUCAAAGUUCCCACAUCUGCACAUACACCAAAGUUGGAGAAGGUGCAUGCCACGGUGACUCCGGCGGUCCACUCAUCCACGAUGAUGUACAAAUCGGUGUCGUUUCCUUUGGACAACCUUGUGCCGUUGGCAAACCUGAUGUAUACACGAGAGUGUCAUCCUUCAUACCCUGGAUUAAUUCUCAGAAAUCUUAUCUUAUGAACGAAACUGAAGAACAACCGGAAGACGCCAUCUACAUUGCUUAAAUUUACCCGUUUCUAAUAUUUCCACAAUAAAUUCUGAAUUUUUAUAUUUUGAUGAUGGAGUAUUCAGUUUUGAAAGGUAUAUGAACUUGAAUGUAAUCGUCACUUUUGUAUACAGCAAAAAAUGAAAAUCAUCAUUUUGCAAUAAAGCAUGUACGCGUUAA
This is a messenger RNA of Bombus impatiens (common eastern bumble bee), 1047 nucleotides long. RefSeq names its product chymotrypsin-1. The coding region runs from base 101 to 886 and encodes 261 amino acids. Gene Ontology annotation, biological process: proteolysis. NCBI's taxonomy places the organism in Eukaryota, Metazoa, Arthropoda, Insecta, Hymenoptera, Apidae. The transcript has 5 exons. Gene Ontology annotation, molecular function: serine-type endopeptidase activity. The record is from RefSeq and is a predicted model, not a curated record.